GGAAAUCACUUUUUCCCCCCUCCUUUUUUUUUUUUUUUUUUCAGGAAAUCACAUGGAGGUGCCGUUCUACUCACAUGACAGUUUGAGCCAUGGAAGGGGAGCUCAAUGAAGGAUCAGUCCCUCUGUAUUACAGAGAAGUGCACCAAGCUCUCACUAGUAGAACGGAUGAACGGGUGUCAACCGAUGUGUUCCGAAGACUCCUCAACAGGACUGACCUCUCGGUCACCAUACAGAACGAGAUAGCAGAGCAUGUCAAUAAUGGAGAUGGAUUUCUGAGUAAGGUUUCUCUUUAUAAAGCCUUGGCACUUAUCGCUCUCGCCCAACAAGGCAAGCAGCCAAGUCCCAAACUCUUGGAGAACUGCAUACAGGAGUUUCCUAAACCCCAGCUGGGAGACCCAAAGGAGCUACAGGCCUUAAGAUUACAACCAGUUCGGGAGAACCCCCUUUUCAUGUCUCUGUCUCUGGCUAACCUGCUGGGCAAGGACACCAUAAAGGUGGAGCUCAUCCCUGAGAAGAAAGGGCUGUUCCUUAAACAUGUGGAGUAUCAGAUCACCAGCGAGCGCUUUAAAAUUUCCGUCUAUCGGCGCUACAGCGACUUUGAUGUCUUCCAUGAGCUUUUGCUACAGAGGUAUGCCUACAGAAUGGUGCCUGCUCUACCACCCAAAAGAGCACUUAAAGGAGUAUUAAAGUCAAUGUCAGAGAGAGAGUUCAUCGAAGGACGCCGGCGUGGUUUGAGCAGAUUUUUGAACCUUGUAGCAAGACAUCCCUUCUUCUCAGAGGAUGAGCUUGUUAAAAUAUUUCUCACAUUCAAUGGCUCGGAUGUCCAAACAAAGUUGCGUGAUGCUUUCAAGAAAAUGGGGGACGAGUUUAUGACCUAUACAGAUGCAACACAAGCCAAGGAUUACCUUCCUUCAGACAUCCAGGCCUUGUUCACUACAUGCCGAGAGCUGAUCAGAAACAUCCACAACAGCUUUCAGAAACUGCGGGAUCGAGCAGAGAGGAUGGCAGAGCGUUCAAAGGAGAACUCCACAGAUCUGCUGAUGUUUGGAAAGGAACUUAGUACUUUGGGAUGUGACCCCUCCCCUGUGCCUGUCCUGAACUCCUCGAAGAGCAUGUGGGCUGAUUUGAGGCUCUCACUUCGUGGCCUUUCCUCAGAAUUCUCCCUGCUGUCAGACAAAGCUGCCCAACAGGGAAGAAGAGAAGAGGAUGAUGUGGUUGAAAAACUGAACUUCUUUCUUGAUUUGUUGCAGUCCUACAGGGACUUGUGCGAGCGUCACGAAAAGGGCAUUCUGCACGAGCACCAGAAGGCACUUCAGAAAUAUAGUGUGAUGAAGAGACAGAUGAUGAGUGCAGCUGUGCAGCCAAAAGAACAGGUGUCUGUGGAGCAGCUAGAGUCCCGCAUCGUCCAGCAGGAGAACGCAAUCCAGACUAUGGAGCUACGAAAUUACUUUUCCCUGUUCUGUGCGCAUCAGGAAAGCCAGCUAAUCUUCGCCUACCUCCCCAUCACGUCACACAUCCUAGGGGCCUUCGUCAAUUCACAAGUGCAGAGUCACAGAGAGAUGGGCCAGGUCUGGAACAAUCUUCACGCUAAGCUGAGCGGCCUUUUUACACACAGUAAUGGAUGUCAGUCUCCUCCUCUUUCGCCAAAAUAGCCUGGCUGUGGUGUUUAGACAAAGAGGAAAUGGAAAUGUUGGGCUUCCAGAACUGCUUUGGACAAUUUUCAUUCUUUUGUGUAUUCUACAAAACACUACUGUGCAUCUCUCUCUCUCUCUCUCUCUUUACCAAUCUCUAUCUCUCUUUUACUUUGUGCUCUAUUUUGUAUUUACGGAAGCACAUUCAUCUUUUCUACUUAUUGCUUCAUGCUGAGCUUAAUGGCACAACAUAUUUUGUAUGAUCUAUACUUUACAGUUUUGUAAGGUAGCUCUCGUAUUAUGCAGUCCUAUAUGCUAUAUAGGUCAUAAUUAAGCUAGUGUAAUUUUUAAGAACUACACUCAGUUGUGUAAAGAAUCCUAAGGAAUAUUCAGUAUAAUAUGUUUACAGCCAGCGGAUGGCAGUAUUGCUGCAUUACUUUUUUUGAGUGUCCAAAACGAUAUGUAGUGCACAACUAAAAAUUCUUAAAAGAUUUAAAGAAUCCUUUAAGGAAAACAUUAGUAGUACUGACAUAGUGUCAAGAUUUCUACUAUAAUCUUUUUUUUUAAUAAACAAGACCAGUUGUUUCAAUAGUUGCAAAAUCUGAGCCUAAAUCUAGUGUGUACUCAAAGUAGGUAUUAAUAACAUACCAAAGAUACUUUCGGAUGUUUUCUUAAAACGUAAGACAUCUAAUUCUGAGAUUCUCAGGUCAUAAAGUAAAAUUAAAGAUGAAAAUUUAUAUUAAAGUGUUUAUUAACUUAAAGCAGAGUAUAAAGAUAUUCUAUACCAGUGUUCUUGCCUCUUUAUUAUCUAACAGAUCAUGUGUGUACCGUACUAGUCAUUCCUCUAUUAUCCAGUAUGAUGAUGAUUUAUAAAAUUGUAAAAAGAAAAAUUGUGUGUGUUUGUGUGCAUGAGUCAUUUAAAAUCCUUUUGUGUAGUCAUUAUGUUUUUGCAAACUGUUCGUAACAAAUUGUUUAAUGGAGCUAGCAUGCACUCUUGUUGCCCUCUGCUGGCACAGAGCUCACAUUUUCUCAGCCAGUUUUAUCUGUUAUAUUUCUUUUUUUGUAAAUCAAAAAUAAAGCAAGAGAUUAACAAUAA
This is a messenger RNA of Clarias gariepinus (North African catfish), 2727 nucleotides long. RefSeq names its product sorting nexin 8a (gene snx8a). The record is from RefSeq and is a predicted model, not a curated record. The transcript is spliced from 12 exons. Bases 90 to 1652 code for a protein of 520 amino acids. Lineage: Eukaryota; Metazoa; Chordata; Actinopteri; Siluriformes; Clariidae. Gene Ontology annotation, molecular function: phosphatidylinositol binding. Gene Ontology annotation, biological process: retrograde transport, endosome to Golgi.